AUGGAGGGGACACCAAUUUGGGGACAGCGGAUCCGCUCCCACACUAGCCAGUGGGCUUGGAUGUAUUAUGCCCCUCGUCCAAAAGAGUUGCUAGAUCUAUAUGAAUCUUUCAUUAUUGGGUGCUAUGAGAUCAUGUGGGAUGCUAGAGGUGAUGUGGACUUUUUUGGCUAG
Molecule: messenger RNA, 171 nt
Organism: Prunus armeniaca (apricot)
Lineage: Eukaryota; Viridiplantae; Streptophyta; Magnoliopsida; Rosales; Rosaceae
Source: the annotation of a GenBank genome assembly